Messenger RNA from Labrus bergylta (ballan wrasse), 595 nucleotides. Lineage: Eukaryota; Metazoa; Chordata; Actinopteri; Labriformes; Labridae. The record is from RefSeq and is a predicted model, not a curated record.
CCAUAUUUCAUGAAUGAGCUAACCCUGACAGAACUGGACAUGGGCUCAGCCACUCCCAGAAUUCUCCGGGCGUCCAAACCCUCCAUUGACUACCGAGGUCUGUGGUUUGACCUGGAGCUCUCCUACAGCGGCUCCUUCCUGAUGACCCUGGAAACCAAGAUGAACCUCAUCCGCCUGGGCAAGGAGGGAGAGAGUGUCCGCUUAGGAGAAUUUGGCAAAGAUGGGCCGAGGACUUACUGCUUAGCUGAUAGUGAUGAAGAGUCCUCCAGCGCUGGAUCCUCAGAUGAGGAAGACAUGUCAGAGCUCUCAAAUGACUCUGCAGGAGCAGAGGGAUUUGUUGGAGGUCACAAACCCAGUAAAAUCAUGCGGUUCGUGGACAAGAUCACAAAGUCCAAAUACUUCCAGAAGGCCACAGAAACAGAGUUCAUCAAGAAGAAAAUGGAGGAAGUGUCUAACACACCUCUUCUUCUCACUGUGGAGCUGCAGGAACUCCAGGGAACACUAGCUGUCAACAUCCCUCCUCCACCCACUGACAGGAUUUGGUAUGUUGUUUUUUUUCUUCUUCAUUAACUUAGCACAAAGUGAAUUUAAAUGU